AUGAUUGGUCUGUUUGGUAAUAGAAGAACAGUUGUCACAUUUCCCGAUGGCAGUGGGUUUCCUGAUGGUAUGUGUAUUGAUGCUGAUGGAAUGCUUUGGGUUGCCAUGUACUUUGGCAGUGUCAUAUACAGAGUUGAUCCAUUAACUGGUACAAUAAUACGUAAUAUUGACUUGCCAGUUUCCUGUCCAACAUCAUGCUGCUUUGGUGGUGAGAAUUUUGAUGUGCUUUACGUUACCUCUGCUAGUCAUUUUUUCUCAGAAGAACAACUUGCCAAGGAACCAUUAGCUGGAUCUGUAUUUCAAGUAACAAAUCUUGGUGUGACCGGUUUACCAGCCAAUGCAUACGGUGGAUAAUUACAUACAUGACUGUGUAUUCUAUAUUAAUCUUAUAGAAUUAUAUCUAAGUGUUGCCAUGCAAUUUGUAUGAAUGUAUAUAAAUAAUAAUUGUCAAGAAAUGUGAAUAUUGUAAAACUUGAAAUAAUAUAAAUCAAAGGUAUUACUUAAUUGUACUUAAUUUUACUUAAAAUAUGUAUCAGCCAAAUAUAUUUUACUUCGUAGUAUGCAUUUAAACAACAUUGUAUAGAUACAAUAAAGUUAUUAACUUG
Messenger RNA from Saccoglossus kowalevskii, 605 nucleotides. RefSeq names its product regucalcin-like. Gene Ontology annotation, molecular function: gluconolactonase activity; calcium ion binding; enzyme regulator activity. The record is from RefSeq and is a predicted model, not a curated record. Lineage: Eukaryota; Metazoa; Hemichordata; Enteropneusta; Harrimaniidae. Gene Ontology annotation, biological process: L-ascorbic acid biosynthetic process.